Anastrepha ludens (Mexican fruit fly) is the source of this 6524-nucleotide messenger RNA. RefSeq lists its product as uncharacterized. NCBI's taxonomy places the organism in Eukaryota, Metazoa, Arthropoda, Insecta, Diptera, Tephritidae. The transcript has 5 exons. The coding region runs from base 1140 to 2576 and encodes 478 amino acids. Gene Ontology annotation, biological process: regulation of apoptotic process; apoptotic process. The record is from RefSeq and is a predicted model, not a curated record.
CCAUUCGCAGAUGGAAAAGUCAAUUUUUCAUCUCGGCGCAGCGCGAAGGGUGUUUUUGCUUUAAUCGAAAUUUUUUCCUCGUUAAUACUUAAAUACUACACACACUUCACGGCUAAACGGACCAUACCAUUUAAACAUUGAGGAUAAUUGCACGCCACAACGCAAAUAAAAUAAAAAUCAAUAAGAAAAUCCGAUAAAAUCUAUAUAAAAAAGCAAUGUAUGUUUAAUGUGUGUGCGCUUUUUUGCCGUUUUUUUGUAUUUCGGAAACGCGAUGCGAACGCGAGUAUGAAUUUCGUUUUACGCCUUUGGCUGCAGUCGAAAUCGAGAAUUGGCAUCAACGACGCAAGCGUUGACGGCGACGACGGCUUCCACAACUAUAUCCACAUGCUAAGUCGUCGCAGCUGUAAUCGCGACAGCGACAGCAACUGCGGCGCUGACAGUCAACAUAGUGGUGUAAGAAGUGACAAAGUGGAGUCGGUUGUGCGUGUGUGCCCGUGUGUGGACAAAUCUGUGUGAGAAAAUUCCACCGAAAUUCGGAGCGGAUAAAAAUCUAUUGACGGUGUGUGUGUGUGUGUGUUAGCACUAGCGGAUUAAAACAAAAAAUUCAAUUGUUGGUUAACAAUCGGUGCUAAUGACUGCAACAAACACACAAAAUAAAAUGCCAUUCAUACCUAACUGGAUAAAGAAAUAUUUACAAAAACAAUAAAGCAUCUUAUAAAAAAACGAGUAAUAUUACAACAAACACAUUGUCUUCCCAGUAAAAAAAAUCCACAAAUUAAUAAUUCAUAUUACAUUCAUUCUCGAAACGAAACCAAAAUUAAGAAACAAUAAAACAAUUAUCCACAAACAUAAUCUUCUCAAAUCACGAUGGAAAUAUAAAAUCGAACUGUGUGAAAGUAAAAAUCUUCUUCACCUAGAACCUAUGUAAAGCUGACCAGCCACAAAAAGAAAAAAACACGAUUGAUGCUUUAAAAUUUCCCAACGCUUCGAAAAACUGCGUUGCACUGCACUACCCACCAGUGAGGAUUGUGUUUUAAUGCGGAUAGUGGCGGCGGUGGCUGAGUGGCAGUGCGGCGAUACCAGAUGGCAGAUACCACAGACCCUCGAUCUCGUGGGCGGCUCUGUUGAGGCAUGUCGUAAUGGCCAGAGAGGAGUCUCGUGGCAAGAGACCCCUUAAAAUUUGGGAUAGUUGGCGAAAUGUGCGCAAAGGCGUAGUUGUUGGAACAUUCGAGGAGCUAUUAGUCAGAGGAAAGGAUAAAUUGGGGGUUCCUGCCUCAGAACCGGUGCGUGUUGUUCUGGAGUGCGAUGGAACCCAAAUCGAAGAUGGCGAAUAUUUUCGUACAUUGGCGAACAACACGGUGCUACUAUUGCUAAGGCAGGGCGAACGCUGGUAUCCAACUGGUGUUGAUGUUAUAAAAGCUGCGAUAUCAGCUAUACCGAAGAUCGUCUGUGAGACGAUUCAUGCGCUCGAACUACACGAUGAGACGCCAUCUUGGAAGAUUAUGGAUAAUAAGGGUCGUGUCACGGUGGUCCUGCACUGGGAUCAGCGUCAGGGAGGUGGAGGCGGAGGAGGAGGCGGUGGAGGUGGUGGUGGGGGUCCCGGCGGCGUCGGUGGCAUGGGGCCGAGUGGAAGCGGUGUCAGCGGCAGUAAUGGACUCAUGUCAUCGGACAAAUACUCACCAUCGAAGAAAGGACUGUCGGCGCAAAGUUCGCUGGACACCAAAUCGGUGUCGUCACAAUCGUCACAACAACGCUAUGCCAGCCCACAAAUAACCGUCAUUAGUGAUGAAGGUCCAGCGAGCAUAUACCAUCCGGGCGGUGUGGUGCUGCCACCCGGUGUUGUAAUACCCGGCACCAGCAGACGCCUAUCUAAACAAGGCGGCUCAUUUGAUAGCGCCGUGGGUGCGGUGCAUGUGCAUACACCCGAAUGUGCGCAUCAUGCGCACACGCCCAGUCGGGCGGGUAGCCCCAGCACCACGGAAUGCGAUUUUCAUUGUUGUGCGUUGCAUGAGGAGGGACGCAAGAUAGCCGUGCAUAAAAGUGUGGCCACGUCGCCCAUACAGGAUGGCACAACGAGUCCCCAGCCGCAGCAACAAGCGACGCUAUCAAUGUCAUCGGUUGUGGAUCCUAUGAUGGGCGGCAGCAUGCAGCGACGCUCAUCGGGCGUCAAGGGCCAUGUACGCUUUCUGGAUAUUGCGCCGGAGCGUGAUAGCUCCGAGAGCGAAACAGAGAAUACCGUCAUGGAGGAUGAUAAGACGACGACUGAGAAAUUCCUGCUGCUAAUCGAUCAGCUGUCUGUCGAUCAGAAACGACAUCUCAGCAUCAAAGAUAUCGGCAUCAUAUUGGAGCGGCUCAAUUCGAAGAUACUCGACGUGGAGCGCCUGGAUCGAGAAUCGGAAUCGGACGAUUGCUAUAAUUGGACGAUAAAGGCGACAAUACGUGGUGAUGCGCUGCGCGAGCUGGGUGUCAUCUAUAAUGGAAACUAUUACGCCAUAUCCGAGCAUCCCGGCUACAAAGAGGAAGUCGAAGAGAACGGCGAAGAGGUGGAGGAGGAAGAUGAAGAGGAUAGAAUAUAGAAAUGCAAUUAAUUAAAUUUAAAUUAAAUUAACAACAUUAAGCAUUAACACAAAAUACACACACACACAUUCUCACACAUACACACUCAUAUAUAUAAAAUAUAAUAAUAAUAAUAACCUAUUGAAAAACUCACAAAAAAUAAUAACAGGAAAAGAAGAAAGAAACUAAUAAGCAAAUUAAAUGGUAUAAAAUGGAUAAAGAAUUGAAAGAAAAACCAAAACCAACAAGAAAUGGAAGUGACAAAAUAAGCAAAACAGAAUACGUUUAAGUAAAGAAUAGUGAAACAAUUUUAGUGAAUUGUAGUAAAUUAAUUAAGAAGAAAACAAACAAUUGCAGUUAGAAGGGCAAUUAAAGGCGUGGCGAAAACAGGGAAGUGACAGAAUUUGAAAAGCAAAAAACACACCAUCACACAACAAUGCAAAACACAUACGUUCAUACAUACAUACAUACACACACGAGACACACGAUAAAUACUCUAGCGCGAGAGCAUAAUUGUAAGAAUUAAUAAAAAUAAAAAAAUUAAAAAAUACCAGAAUGCAAUUCAAUAGGAUUUAAGAAAUAGUUAAAGCAAAGAGAAAAACCAAAGUAAAUAAAUAAAUAAAUAAAUAAAUAAAUAAAAAACAAAUGUGGAAAAAAUCAACCUGGCGCUAACCCUGUUCCCAAACCUUCACUUAACUUACACAGCAACAACAAGCUGAUACUGCGUAGUACUGAAUUGAAAUACACAGUGAGAAAUUCAGAAAUUCGUAGAACGCUAUCUACCGUAAAGCACCAAUCAAGCAUUGACAUUAUUGCAACAAGUAAAAAAAUAAAGAAAUAAUACAAUAAAAUAAAUGAAAAUGAAAGUAUUUAACAAAAAAAAACUAAAAAAGAAAACGAAAGCGAAAACGAAUAAUCAAUCAGCUGUUUUUACAUACACGCACAUAUUACAUACAUACACACGUCACACAUACAUGCAUAAAUACAUACUCCAAGAUAAUGGACUACAUACAUAGGGUUUUUAAGUAAUGUACAAUCCUUAUACUAAAAGUAUACAUAUGGACGUAUAGCACAAGUAAAGUAAAUUGCAAUACGAGCAGUGUGAAACUCAUUUACCUUAAAUGUGAACCAAUGGAAUUAUUUCAAUCAAAAAAAUUUGUUAAGUUUCUCUCAAAGCACAAUGCAACCAAAUGUGAUUUUACUAAUUACUCGUUUAUGUCUUACUAUAUGUGAAUAUGUCAUGUGUACAUAGUACAUACAUACACACAUACAUGCAUAGGUUCAUAAAAUACCUACAUAAGAGCACAUUUUAUCAUAUAUUUCGUAUAGGUUCAUAUGUAUAUGUACAAUACAGUGGCGUUCAUAAAAAUCCGUUUGCUAAAAUAAGUACCUUAGUUUUUUACGUUUCAGCAUUAAAUUCAAAUUCAAAUUACGGGAAAUAUAUUAGCUUAAUUAACAAGUUGAGUAUGAGUUGCCAAAAUUGUAUUGCAUUUUAUUUUAUUUAUUUAUCGGAAGCCACGUGAGUCUAUAACAGGUGAUAGCAGUAGCACAAAAACAAAAGUUACAUGUAGUUUAGUGUUGCAAUUUGGUAGUUUGAAUGUUAAAAUUUCAAUCAGAACAAACGAAAUGAAAACAAGAGCAGACCACUUUGACUUUAAACCUAUAAAUUUUAAGAAAAAGGAAAAAACAUCAGUUGCUCCACUGCCAUCACCUUCUAUGAGUGAAGCACUAAAAAAUACGACUUGCUUUUUUCCAGCUCACAAUCAUCUUUUUUCUUAAUGCCGCAAUUUUUGCUUUGGAACGGAAAUUUUCGCUUUAAAAAGCUGAUUUUCUGAAACGAGGAUAAGUCUGUUAAAUGAAAAACAACAUUUCCCUACGAGUUUGAAAUUUAAAUUUGAAAAAGGCGAGCCAAGAAGCACCCAGAGAUUGGUAACUCUUGGGCUAAAAAGCCCAUUGUAUGUAUUCAAAGCUCUGGAAAAUAAAAGGGUAUAUAGUCGAGGAGGAAAAGAGAGAAGUAACAUAAAGAAAGAGGUAGGAUAGAAUAGAGACAGAGACGGAGAUAGCUAGUUCUGUGAGAAAUUUCCAGAUUCUUUCGCAAAUCUGAAGAUAUCCUCUAGAUUUUAGGAACAAAUAUUACUAAUUCUCGACUUGACUUCGGAACCCAAAAUGUCGUAGCCUUGCUCUAACAAAGGUAGGACACUCACAGAGAAAAUGUUCUGUGCUAUCCGCUUUCUCAAGCAAAUCGGGUCCUCAAUGAUUCCAUGUGUUGUGUCCUGUAGUGAUACCGACCAUCAACCGAACGUAUUUUUUCCCCAGUUUUAGAAGAUAGUUCGACAAUUUUCUGUUCGGGCUUGUCACAAAACACUUUGGGUGUCUCCCCAGAAGGAGAGGAGGGAUCGUUUUAGUGGUCACACCACACGACGCAAUAGACGACGGUCGCUGUAAGUGCGAAGGCAUUUUGAAUCCUACCUCACCCACACAGAAAAAAAAAAGUGUAAAUGUGAGUCUGGUGGCUAUGCAUAUUACAUAUUCUGAAUUCGAACCCAACCAGGCAUAAAUACAUGUUUUGAAAUGUAUCUACCUAAAUGCCACCUAGGUAAAUUUUUUUAACAGUAUGUUUUCAAUUUGAACGAGCGAAUUUUUGUUUUGAAUAUGGGCCUAAUCGGACUAAAAAUACGAUUUUUUAAAUACUUCAACGCUAGUGCCAUCUAACGUGAAAUAGUCGACUUAAAAAUAAGUACCUCUCCUGGUUGUUAAAAUCGAACCAAGUACAGAUUAAUUGUGCAGUACCGGUAUUCCCACCAUUAGGUGCAGUCAAGAAUGGAAUUUCCCUAAAAUUCCUUCCAAUCGCAGAUUGUAGAUAGAGAGACCAAAUGAAAUGCAAAAUCAGCAGGACGUUAUGGCCCACUUAAAACCUCAAGCAAUCGUCGACAUUGAUAAACAUAAAGCGACGGGUCGCCUGGAGACUAACUGCAGUCAUAAUUGGCUUUUGGUCUAUGGGAGAAUAAGCAGCCAAAAUAGGUAUCCCUCACAAUACAUACUGUCAUAGUUGUAAACAACAGGAGAAAAAGGAGACAAUCUUCGAUUUCCUCUGUGAAUCUCAAGAAUCUCGAACAACUGUCUGGCUCAUAAGGUUCUUAAACCGCACAGACUGGAUAAAGUCAUGCUGUAAAUAAUCGUUAAACAAGUUGGUAACGAGGAUGUAGCAACAAAAUGGUGCGGAAGCGCUAGUUGCAAUCUGGAAGAAUCAUCACUUUAACCAGCCAACCAACCAACAGAUUAACUGACACUUAAACAUGUUAGAAGAAGGUUUUUUUCGGGAAACUCAAGCUAAGGACCUCAAAUGUGAUGGUCUACAAAGAAAGGAUUUUUUAAAGAGCGAGAUGUAAUAGAACAACCAUCCCUGUUUUUUGCCACUAUAAGGGCGUGGUCGAGAACACCUUAAAGUAGUAAGGCGAGUUAAUGAGAAAAUAUGUCCCAUUCAAUAUCGAAACCCAUAUCGAUCCCCAACACGUGAUCGUCGAAAAUUCUUUCUUCAAAUACAGUUAGUUCGUUGUUCGCAGCAGCUUGUGUGUUUAGGUUUACACAAAUAAAGCUCUAUUAGCUCGAGCUAAAUCGAUAAUUAAAGUAAAUCAGGAAAUCAUUGAUGAAGACCAAUCCAGCGGAAGCAAUUGCACUUAGGGCCUAAAAAAUAUGGAUUAGUUGUCGUUAGGCUUUAAAGUGAAUCCGAAACCAAAUUAAAACAAACAAAAAAUUGCAUUGCUAUAAAACUUCACAUUUUGUUUGCGGUUUUAUUUGGAAUAAGUGCACAUAAUGCAAAUUCCAAAAUUUUAGUUCCAGUCUAAAACCACUUGACUUUAUUUUUAUGUGCGCCACUAUAUUUAUUUGUUUUUCGUUAUAAAACAUGGCACAUCAAAUAUUUGCGAUUUAUAUUCGGAGAAGUCCGACUACUAGCGUAAAUACAUACA